GUCACGACCAACCAUCCUCGUCCCCAGGGAGCCCAGAGUUACUGCUGGCACGCUUACGAGCACAUAUAAUUAACGAACAUGUCAGCUCAGGUAUUCCGAGCUGUGCGAGACAGGCUUAGGUCACGGAGAGCUCCUAUAGCUGAGGACCAUGGAGGCGGUCCAAGCAAUUCCGAGCUUCACGUAUGGCUUCGCAUUCCCCACAUCUUGGACGCCAUCUGUGCCUAUGUCAAUGACGAUUCAUCCCUUGCGCGUUUGGCAAGAGUCUGCAGGGCAUUCAACGAACCAGCACUUAGUGUCUUGUAUGCUCACAUCGAAGAUAUCCUCCUUUUCCUCCAGUGUCUCCCUCGGGACCUAUGGACAAUCAAGGGCCUCAAGAAGUAUAAGAAAUACAAAGAACUUCGUUUCCGUCGAAAGAUGACGCAGAGAGACUGGGACAUCUUCGCAGUCAAGGCGGCCAGGGUCAAGGCCCUGGGGCCGCCGUUGUCCAACCCUUAUCGCGGCCUUCAUUGCGCACCAAGAUAUGACAAUGACCCCACAGGCGUGCUAUUUGUGCCUCACGAUAGUGUUUUGGACGCACUCACGAAGCGUCCUAUUCCAAUACUGUUCCCAAAUUUGCGAGUGCUCACAGGCGCCCUCCCAAACCCACUGUUUUCCGCUUUGCUGUCGCCCCAGCUUCGGCACUUGGAUGUCACACACGAGAACAUGGAAGUGUUCCUCAACAACGAGCCCUCACUCCCAGUUCUCUGUCCGUCGAUUGAGUCGCUCCAUAUCUUGACAUUCACGGGAGACGUCGAGAAGCCUUUCCCUACACCCCGCUUUAUUCCUCAGUGGAGUUCCCUUCGUUCCCUCACUGGCAGUUUCUGCGUUGACUCAGCACUGUUGGACUACCUCAGAGGGUGCCAGAAUCUUGACAAGCUAGAACUGUUUCCUUGAUGGUCCUUAUCACUCUAUGGUGGUAACCAAAUGCUAGCUCCGAGAGGUGGACUCGCUUACGCUUGCUUGAUGCCAAUUUUUGAGAGGAUGUAUCAGAUGCCCAUGAUCUCCUGUUCUACCGGUGGCGCAGCAGCCCUCCAAUUCGUACGGAUGCUGCAAAUCCGAAGCUGUGUACAAGAAUCUGCACCGUCCUCACAUCUGGUGUCGCCUCUGUCCCAGCUCAUCUCUCAUUCUGAUCUCCAGUCAGUCCAUAUCACUCACAAAUGCAAACGCUCCAAUGGCAACUAUCCUGCGUUAUUUGAGGGCCUCCGCUGCUUAUCUGUGUUCCACAACCUCACGUCAUUCAGCGUUGAAGCUGAAACCCUUUAUCCGGCCGAAGACAAGCUCAGCGGUGCCCAGCUCGGCAAGCUCGUCUCGUGCUGGCCUCGUCUUGAGACCCUGCGUGUAGUCGUCCGCGUGAUUUCAACACAAAUUUUGACGUCCUCGACCUCAUCAUAAUUCUGCGUGUGUGCCCGACCCUCGAAAACGUUCUCGUGAAUGUUUUGGUGAGGCCAGACGAUGUAUCGGUGAUGUUUUCAAUACUCGACGAGUUUGAUUGCUUCGAGGACUUGGUGUGCUUAUGCCUGGAGCAUUAUCCGGCGCGAAAAAAGGACGUGGAGUCUGUAGCACUCCUUCUUGCCAACCAUGCUCCGCAUUUGGCUCGCAUGCACACGGAGGGUCGAGUUCAACGGGAGUUUUGGUAAAAAGCAGCGAUGGAACAGCGCCGAAGCGCGAACACUGAAGGUCGGACAAUCAAUGAUAGGACGAGGGUGUAUUCUGGAUGCGAAGGAGAGGAGAUACAGGAGAGCGUAGAUCAGGAGAUAAUCUAACUACUGAGCGAGCGAGCAGGUAUAAAACAGAAAGAGCAACAGAAUAUCAUAGGCGUCGUAUCGAGUAAUCUGCGUAGCAAGAAUACGAGAUAGAAAUAGAAAGG
Messenger RNA from Coniophora puteana RWD-64-598 SS2, 1906 nucleotides. RefSeq lists its product as uncharacterized. The record is from RefSeq and is a predicted model, not a curated record. NCBI's taxonomy places the organism in Eukaryota, Fungi, Basidiomycota, Agaricomycetes, Boletales, Coniophoraceae. Bases 79 to 933 code for a protein of 284 amino acids. The transcript has 3 exons.